Molecule: messenger RNA, 1227 nt
Organism: Aureobasidium subglaciale EXF-2481
Lineage: Eukaryota; Fungi; Ascomycota; Dothideomycetes; Dothideales; Saccotheciaceae
Exons: 1
Coding region: 83-1132 (349 amino acids)
Biological process (GO): protein import into peroxisome matrix
Cellular component (GO): cytosol; peroxisomal matrix
Molecular function (GO): protein binding
Source: RefSeq, a predicted model, not a curated record
CGCGAUAGCACGGCCGACAUAAGUACUCCGAGUACUUCUCUCUCCUCAUCCACCAAUCAUCCCCACAAAGCAGUCAGCAGAUAUGCUCGAGUUCCGAACAGCAGGCUUCAAUCCCUAUGCCGUCAAGUACUCGCCGUUCUUUGACAGCAGACUAUGCGUGAGCGCUGGUGCAAACUUCGGCCUUGUCGGCAAUGGCCGCCUCUUCAUCCUCAACCUGACGGACCGCGGGAUUGUUUGCGAGAAGUUCUUUGAGACUCAAGAUUGUCUCUUUGACACGGCAUGGUCAGAGUCACAUGAGAACCAGCUACUAACAGCCGGUGGAGAUGGCAGCGUCAAGCUCUUCGACAUCAAUCUCAGCGAGUUCCCCAUAGCCAGCUGGUCUGAACAUGGGCGCGAGGUCUUUUCUGUGCAUUGGAACCUCGGCCACAAGACGACCUUCCUCAGUAGCAGCUGGGACGGCACCGUCAAGAUCUGGAACCCCGAGGCUAAGCAGUCGCUCCUCACGCUACCCGUACACUCCUGUGUCUACUCGGCCCAGUUCUCGCCUCACAGUCCCGACAUCGUCACGGCCGUCGCUCGAGACUCGCACCUCCGAGUCUGGGACCUUCGAACACCGGCAAGCGCCUCGAACCACUUGACCCUCGCGAUACCCAUCCACGCUCCUCCAAAGACGACCCCUAUGAACUUCACACCUACCAGCGUCGGUCCUACCGAAUGCCUGACACACGACUGGAAUAAAUAUCGAGAUACAAUCGUCGCAACAGCUGGUGUUGACGGUAUGAUACGCACCUUUGACAUCAGACAACCCAGCGGACCCAUGGCUGUCCUACCAGGUCACGAGUAUGCCGUCAGAAAGAUCAGUUGGAGUCCACACCUGAGUGAUGUCCUGCUCAGCGCCAGUUAUGACAUGUCAUGUCGCGUCUGGACCGAUGGCAGCGCUAUGGGCGUGGAUCAUGCAAAGGUGGGCACGCCCUCAGGACAAGGCGCCCGCGAAAUGGGUCGUAUGGACCGUCACACCGAGUUUGCCAUGGGCGUCGACUGGUGUCUCUUUGGCGCCGAGGGAUGGUGCGCCACCUGCGCUUGGGACGAAAGAAUCUUGGUCUGGGAUGUGAGGGAGUUCAUGAGGCGCUGAGACAGCCAUAUGCCACCAACCUUGAUCGAGAAAGAUCAAGAAAAUACAGGGUAUCGAAUGCUAUAUGCCAACUCCGCCCAAAACGACCUUCCGAU